UUGUAAUAAAACGAUGUGAGGAUACAUGCAGCAACAGAUACGAUCACUUAAUUUGUGUUUUCCUCCUUUAUCCUAGCCUCAUCUCGGUUGUUAAAAGCUGGAUUUUUUUAAUAAUUCAAAAGCGAGUGGCGUCGCGAACUAAUUGUGUUCAUCAUCAAAAGAACUCACGUGUCAAAACUCAUUACCUGACAAGCUUUCUUUUUGACUUUCUAAAACACGACUGAAAAAUCGAUGGUUGCUCAGGCAUGGACUCACGUAUUGAUUUCAGGAACUCUCUGACAUACAGGAACAUCAGGAUGCGUGUUUAACACAGUAGACGAACCAGAGGGUUCUAAUAGAAGCGAGAUCUGACAUCCUUUGGACUUACGGUGAUUAUGGAGGAUACUGGACCGGAAGCUUCGAUCAGCUGUGUGCCAGGUGAUCGGACAAUCAGCUGUGUGGCUCAGGACUAUCUGUGUAUUGUCGACAGGGUGAACAGUAAUCUACGUAAACUCAAAUCGGAACUGGCUGCCCUUCGACAGCAAGACGUGAAACUUUUAAAACAGCUGAUACAGAUCAGCGAAGUUAUUCAAGCAUUUUACCAGAAAGUUACCAAAGACAAUAAAUUAUCCACGGACAUUAGCCCUGAUAGUGGGGUAGAUGUGCCCGUGACUGACGUCACGCAGGUACGCAGUAUGCCAUUGGUUAGACAACAGAGCGUGCCAUAUUACUGUAGGAUUAAUCCGUCCGCCGGAAGUCUGCUCAGCAGCGCCACUUCCAGUUUUGAUGGUAUGUAGG
This is a messenger RNA of Saccostrea cuccullata (small rock oyster), 777 nucleotides long. RefSeq lists its product as uncharacterized. The transcript has 2 exons. NCBI's taxonomy places the organism in Eukaryota, Metazoa, Mollusca, Bivalvia, Ostreida, Ostreidae. The record is from RefSeq and is a predicted model, not a curated record. The coding region runs from base 375 to 776 and encodes 133 amino acids.